Molecule: messenger RNA, 360 nt
Organism: Miscanthus lutarioriparius
Lineage: Eukaryota; Viridiplantae; Streptophyta; Magnoliopsida; Poales; Poaceae
Source: the annotation of a GenBank genome assembly
AUGGACCGGUCCAAGUCGUACGCGGGCGGGCGCAUGCAGAUCGAGCCGUACUACGGCGGCGGCGCGCGGCCGGACUUCCGGUCCUACUCCUACAGCGCCGGCGGGGGCGGGAUGGGGACGUCGUCCUACUCCUACUCGUACCAGUACGAGUACGGCGGCCCGGGGCCGGGGGAGGAGGAGGUGAAGCGGAGCAAGUCGAAGCGGCGGUGGCUGGCGCUGGCGGACCCGGACAUGGAUCGCAAGCGCCGGGUGGCGUCGUACAAGGCGUACGGCGUGGAGGGCAAGGUGAAGGGCUCCUUCCGCAAGAGCUUCAAGUGGAUCAAGGACCGCUACUUCAACCUCGUCUCCGGAUGGUCCUGA